Anopheles marshallii is the source of this 915-nucleotide messenger RNA. Its product is annotated as fatty acid hydroxylase domain-containing protein 2-like. The transcript has 3 exons. Gene Ontology annotation, molecular function: C-4 methylsterol oxidase activity; iron ion binding. The coding region runs from base 1 to 915 and encodes 304 amino acids. The record is from RefSeq and is a predicted model, not a curated record. NCBI's taxonomy places the organism in Eukaryota, Metazoa, Arthropoda, Insecta, Diptera, Culicidae. Gene Ontology annotation, biological process: sterol biosynthetic process.
AUGAAUCAAUCAUUUGCUGAAGCGUCUGCUGAUAAUUUUACGCUAGAGCCGCACUAUGAAGAUGUGUUGUAUUCUGAAACAUAUUUGCCAGUUGGCAUUAUCGAGCGGAAAUGGAAUGCAUUACUGGAUGUCAUAGGAGAUAAUCCCGACAAUCUCUACGUGUGGUAUUCUAUGCUCUACUCGUACGGUUUGUUCUGGCUGCUUGGAGGAUUGUUUGUACUGAUGGAUUUGACGAAUCGACCCCACUGCAUGCGCAAGUACAAAACACAACCCGGAACGAACGAACCACUCGAUUGGGAAAGGUGCAAGCAACUCAUGCAAACGAUCGCCUACAACCAGCUAGUUUUCGGUGUUCCAAUGACAUACUGCUCGUACCAUGCCCGUAAGCUGAUCAGCGACAUGGUGCCCGAUGUGCGUGUACUACCCACCCUGGACAUUAUCCUGCGAGACAUGGUAGUUUGCAUCAUUGCUUGGGAGGUGGGCUUCUACUACACCCAUCGAUUGUUACAUACGAGCUUCUUCUACAAGCAUAUCCAUAAAAAGCAUCACGAAUGGAAGGCACCGGUGGCAUGGUCUGCUAUGUAUGCGCAUCCGAUCGAGUUUCUCGUCAGUGAUCUGUUUCCAGUGUACCUCGGACCGGCCAUCAUGAAGUGCCACAUAUUCACACUCACCCUCUGGCUAACGUUCGUGAUGUGGGACACGCUAGGCGACCAUUCUGGCUACCACCUUCCAUUUCUUGGCAGCUCCGAAUCGCAUGAUUACCAUCAUAUGACCUUCAAUCAAUGUUAUGGAAACUAUGGAUGGUGCGAUCGGCUCCAUGGAACCAGUAACGAGUUUCGUAAGAAGAAACAAUACCAAAGGCACUAUCGAAUUUUCAGCCUCAAAUCUGCCAGGGAGUUAGUACCAACCAAAUGA